UUACUUUUGUUUUCGUUAAUCUUUUGAGUGGUAUAGACAUCAUUUAUAAUUCAUAAAAACUUUUUUUAUUAUAACGUGACAGUGAUUUUUAUUUCUGAAAUAUAUAAAAAAACAUAUUAAGAUGAAAUUUUCACUGAUUACUCUGACUAUAUGCUGCUGUAUUGCAAUAUGCUUUGCAGCAAUAAGCGAAGUAAAAAAUGGUGGAAGUAAGACUGGAGAUCCAAAAGGACGAUUCUUAACACUCCCAGUGCCCUCAAAAUGCUCAAAUCGUCCUAAAAAAUUCAACUACAAAGGCCACAAUUACUUCUACAGUGGACAAAUUCCAGAACUCGCAAAUAAGCGUGUUGAUUGGUUAGAGGCACGUAACAUUUGUCGUGAAUAUUGUAUGGAUGCUGUAUCUAUUGAAACACAAGAAGAAAACAAUCUAGUUUAUAAAUUAAUUCAAGAAAAUGAUGUACCAUACAUUUGGACAUCUGGACGAUUGUGUGAUUUCAGCGGCUGCGAGGGACGCAAAGAUUUGUUGCCAAAGAAUCUUAAUGGAUGGUUCUGGUCAGCAAAUCGUGAGAAAAUUCAACCAACAAAUCGAAUUCCUGUUGGCUGGGGAUAUAAUCCUUGGUCGAGCACUGGACACAAAAAGGUUCCGCAACCAGAUAAUGCAGAAUUUGAUAUUAAUCAAACAUCAGAAUCAUGCUUGUCUGUCCUCAAUAACGUUUAUAGUGAUGGAAUUGCAUGGCACGAUGUUGCAUGUUAUCAUGAAAAGCCUUUUAUUUGCGAGGAUAAUGAUGAACUUUUGAAUUAUGUUGCCGCUACAAACCCUGGCUUACGUCUUUGAGAGUUUUAGGUUUUAAAAAAAAUAAAUAAAAAUUCCAUCACAUGCAUCUUUAUAAAAGGGCAGAAACUCAUUUUUACAGUAAAAAGUACCAUUUUUUAUUUAUGCUAUCUGUUUUCGCUUCAUAUUUAAGUUGUGUCUGAUACAAAAGUUUUUCAUAUUAUUACUAUUUUUGACACAAAAUAAAGAGAAAGAAAUAUGGAAACUAAUACAAAGAAAUUUAAAUACUAA
Chironomus riparius is the source of this 1060-nucleotide messenger RNA. NCBI's taxonomy places the organism in Eukaryota, Metazoa, Arthropoda, Insecta, Diptera, Chironomidae. The record is from the annotation of a GenBank genome assembly.